Messenger RNA from Hibiscus syriacus, 2317 nucleotides. Its product is annotated as cellulose synthase-like protein E1. Gene Ontology annotation, biological process: cellulose biosynthetic process; plant-type primary cell wall biogenesis. Lineage: Eukaryota; Viridiplantae; Streptophyta; Magnoliopsida; Malvales; Malvaceae. Gene Ontology annotation, cellular component: trans-Golgi network; plasma membrane. The coding region runs from base 1 to 2232 and encodes 743 amino acids. Gene Ontology annotation, molecular function: cellulose synthase (UDP-forming) activity; mannan synthase activity. The transcript has 7 exons. The record is from RefSeq and is a predicted model, not a curated record.
AUGAUCGACGCAGAGAGAGGGGGAGAAAUGGGUAAAAACGAUCAAGUUCCACUCUUCGAAACAAAGCAAGUUAAGGGACGAAUUCUUUUCAGGUGGAUUGUAGCUUCAAUAUUUCUUGGCAUAUGCUUCAUCUGUAUGUAUAGACUCAGGUUUUUCCCAGUUGAAGGAAAAGCUAAGAGAAUGGCUUGGACUGGACUGUUUCUUUCUGAACUAUGGUUCAGUUUUUACUGGUUUCUCAUCUCAGUUUCCAGAUGGAACUCUGUCUACCGUAUUCCCUACGUACACAGGCUCACUAAAAGGUUCGGGAAAGAAUUACCGGGAGUCGACGUAUUCGUGUGCACGGCGGAUCCGUUGUUAGAGCCACCGAGCAUGGUGGUGAACACGGUUCUAUCAGUGAUGGCAUAUGAUUAUCCACCUGAGAAAUUAAGCGUCUAUUUAUCAGACGACGGGGGAUCGGAUUUGACGUUUUAUGGCAUGUUAGAGGCUGCGAAUUUCUCAAAGACAUGGCUACCUUUCUGCAACAAGCUCAAAGUGGAACCCAGAUCACCCGAGGCUUACUUUAGGACGGCUUCUGAACCAGUCAAUGAUCCUGUCAAUGUCCAACACUGGCUUUCCGUCAAGAAACAAUAUGUGGACAUGAAAAUGAGGAUCGAGACCACCACAAAGUUGAACCGAAUUCCAGAGCACGUACGGAUACAACACAAAGGAUUCCGUGAGUGGGACUUUGUUUCGAGCAAACGUGAUCAUCAAACCAUUCUUCAAAUCCUAAUCGAUGGAAGAGACCCCAAUGCUGUGGAUAUUGGAGGAAACCCUUUGCCAACUCUUGUGUAUUUGUCAAGAGAGAAAAGACCCCAACAUCACCACCAUUUCAAAGCUGGGGCCAUGAAUUCCCUUAUUAGGGUAUCAUCAAAGAUAAGCAAUGGUCCGAUCAUUUUGAACGUGGAUUGCGAUAUGUAUUCCAACAAUUCAGAGUCAAUCAAAUAUUCUUUAUGCAUUUUCAUGGAUGAAGAGAAGGGAGAUGAGAUUGCCUAUGUACAGUUCCCUCAGAAUUUCGAUAAUCUCACCAAAAAUGAAACCUAUAGUACCUCUCUCCGAGUAAUACAAAAGCUAGAGAUUCAAGGGCUUGACGCAAAUGGAGGGCCAAUGUACAUUGGCACAGGAUGCUUCCACAGGAGAGAGGCUCUUUGUGGGAAGAAAUACGAGGAAAACUAUAGGGUUGAUUGGAAGAAACUGAAUGAUACAAAGGUUGAAGAAAGUGCAAGCCUCCUUGAAGAAACAUGUAAAGUUCUUGCAAGCUGUACCUUUGAACACAACACACCAUGGGGAAAAGAGAUGGGUUUAAAGUACGGCUUUGCGGUGGAAGAUAUAGUUACGGGGUUGAGUAUACAAUGUAGAGGAUGGAAAUCCAUGUAUUUAAACCCAGAAAGAGAAAGCUUCUUAGGAGUUGCUCCAAUAACAUUACUGCAGUUGCUGGUGCAACAUACGAGAUGGGGUGAAGGUCACCUUCAAAUUUUCCUAUCAAAAUACUGCCCUUUGUUGUAUGGAUAUAAAAAGAUUCCACUUAAGCUUCGACUCGGUUACUGUCCUUUCAACUUGUGGGCUGCAAAUUGCUUGGCAACGUUGUAUUAUGUUGCUGUCCCAUGCCUUUGUCUGCUUAAAGGCAUCUCCUUGUUUCCUAAGGUAUCAAGUCCCUGGGUGCUCCCGUUCGCAUAUGUUAUCUUUGCACACCGUGCAUAUAGCCUCGGUGAAUUCAUAUGGUGCGGCGGAACGCUUCAAGGUUGGUGCAACGAUCAAAGGAUAUGGAUGUUCAAGAGAACAACUUCGUACAUCUUUUCCCUCAUUGAAACCAUCUUGAAGCUCUUGGGAUAUUCACAACUAUCCUUCAUCGUCACUGCCAAAGUAGCUGAUGAAGACGUCCUGAAAAGAUAUGAUAGUGAGCUGAUUGAGUUCGGUGCCUCCUCACCGAUGUUCGAUAUUUUAGCCACACUUGCUAUGUUGAAUCUAUUCGGUAUCAUAGGGGCAGUCAAGAAGGUUAUCGUGAAUGCAGAUGAGGAGUCUAAGGUUUUGGACCAAUUUGGGCUGCAAAUUCUCCUCUGCUUGGUUUUGGUAACAAUCAACUUGCCUGUAUACCAAGCACUCUUUUUCCGAAAGGACAAUGGCAAGAUGCCUACUUCAGUUACUUGCAAGUCUGUUAUUUUCGCUUUGUUAGUCUGUACUAUAGCCAUGUAUUGAAUACAAGUCACAGAUACUGAUAUUUGAACUUCAAACUAAAUGCCUAAAUAAAGCUGUAUGACCAAUGGUUUAAAUCCAGUUUUUU